AUGACCUAUGUUUUUCAUCAAGACCUCUUUCAUUACUGGGAUAUUUUGCAGAAGCAUGUUCCUCGAACUUCUCAAAAUAGUUUUGUGAAAUCAUUAGAAAUCUUUUCUGUACAGAAAGGGCGGGUAAGUUUAAACCAACAUGUAAUGUAAGUAGGUUAUUAUACAAAUAAUGAAUGUUUAUGAAUGCAAUGGUAAAAAUAUUGUCAUGAGGUAAAAGAUGGAUUUUCCAUUUUACGAGGCGACAACCAAUAUGUAAUAUAAGUACUAGGUUAUUAUACAGAUAAUGAAUGUUUUAUAUGAGUGCAAUGGUAAAAAUAUUUUCAUUCAGUGAAAGAUGGAAAAUUCCAUCUUUCACCAAAUGAAAAUAUUUUUACUGUUGCACUCAUAUAAAACAUUCAUUAUUUGUUGUAUAUGACUCCAAAAUUACAAAAUUCUGAAAAUAGAUAAAUUUUAUCGAAUUUUUUAGUGAAUUAAAUACAAAACAGAUAUGUAUACCUUGUUCAAAAGUACCAACAAAAUUGAACAAAUAUUUUAUAGAAGAAUUAAUAUGAUAUUGGCAGUCAUUUAUCAUAAAAAUUGUAGUAAAAAUAUUCUAUGUUUAUGCAUGUCCGCCAUUUUCCUUUUGCAUGAGUUAUGUAUUUGACUAAAUUUCAUAGGUCUCAGUAUUGAAUUUAUAAUUAAUAGAGCUAUGAUUAUACGAUACGAAUUGGAUUUUGAAUUAUUGAAUUUAAUUAACGGUAGGAGCGUGCAACAAUUUUUUACUAUUCAAGUAGCAGAAUUGAAAUUUUAAUUGCACAUCACGCGAUCACGAUGAGCCAAUUAAAUUACCACAAUUUAAUGCGAUUUUUUAUAUAAACCCUCUCAAAGUUUACCUUCUGUAUGCUAAAACCUCCUGGUGACUUUGUUUGAAAGUUAUUAAUAGUGUAUUAGUUUUGUACAUACAGGGUAAUCAAAAAAAGGUAAACCUAACAAAAGUGUGUUUUUGCGUGCAAAAUAUUUCAUUACAUAAUGAUGCCAUUGCUAUCUGGUCAAUUAUUUACUGUGACUAACGACAGAACAGAACUUUCUUGAAAAUUUUUACAUUGUGUAUAACUACAUGUAUUUUAAUUACAGAUGAGAACGAUUAACAGCAAAACAUUUGGAAGCUCUUUCCGUGAAUGGAAAUUUUGUCAGUUCGAACUGAAGAAGCUACGGCAGAUGAACUGGAUGGAGUGUCCUGCAUGUGAACAACAGCAACACUCAGUGCACAUAGAUGGUAAUAUGAAACUUUAUCGGUACAAAUCUGCGGGGAUGUAAGUAUUUUGUAUACAGAAUAAGCACAUGACAAUGUUAUCACAAUGCAUUGUAAUUAUUUCGCAUAAUAUAGCUGUGUAUCCUGAAAUGUUCAAUGCCGUAAUUUCAAGCAGGAAGUUGUGACAUGUUUCUACGCUACCAUAGUUUCCAUUUUGUCACAUGUUUUCUAUUUAUAGUAUAUAAAAAAGUAUCUUCCCAUGUCCCAUGCUGUAACUUCCUGUAUGAUGAACUGAAUUAGGGGCUUUGCUGGAAACUUAAAGAUACAUUUACAGUAGCUAAUUUUCUAUCGUGCAGGCAGUUACAACAGCAACCCUAA
Messenger RNA from Paramuricea clavata, 1609 nucleotides. NCBI's taxonomy places the organism in Eukaryota, Metazoa, Cnidaria, Anthozoa, Malacalcyonacea, Plexauridae. The record is from the annotation of a GenBank genome assembly.